Molecule: messenger RNA, 864 nt
Organism: Colletotrichum orchidophilum
Lineage: Eukaryota; Fungi; Ascomycota; Sordariomycetes; Glomerellales; Glomerellaceae
Exons: 1
Coding region: 1-864 (287 amino acids)
Source: RefSeq, a predicted model, not a curated record
AUGUCUCAUUCGAAGAAUCUGACUUUGGCUGGGCCUUCCCGCCGCCUCCCUUAUGAGGUUUUCCUCGACAUCAUCGAAGUCCUCAUCGCUGAGGCAGUGGAUUCAGUCGAGCCACUGACGUAUAUUCUUGAGUACAGCUACGAGAGUGAGGCCAAGAUUAUUAUCAACGACGCAAACUACAGCCCGUAUAUCAAUGGCACGUCGCAGCGCGCUCGAUUCCGUCAGAUUCGCAAUAUCUUGCAGAUCAACGCCAAGAUCCGCAGCAUGGUUCACAACCACUUCCGCCGUAUGCCGAUGGCCAGUCGUUUACCGAUGAUUAUUCGCAGGGGUUUUGGAUCAUUCCCUGUCUUGGGAUGGGUGUGCCCGAAAAUCGACGUCUUCACCUGCUUCACCUGGAGCCUCCACGCUGCUCAUCUGUUGGCCGCGAUCCAGCUUCCCACACCCAAGGGUAAUGAAAUCGUUCAGAACAUCACGGUCUUCGACGGCUUCACCUUGACCAGGUUCUUCGAGAUGGGCCAUGAAGACUUGGUCAACACACUCGCUUCGCUUCCCAACCUGCGCAAGAUCAUCAUCAAUAUCGGCCCGAUUGUCCAAUUGGAGGCUGAUGACGGUCGUCCUCACUCUCAUACAGAAUUCAGGGAGAUCGACGGGCACCAGUUUCCAUCCCUAGCAGAAUGGGAGCGAGACCACGGCCAUAUCGCUCGCAAGCUUGCGCCUCAAUUCAAGAAGAAAGGUAUCUCCAUCUUCGCCGAGAGAGCGCAAUUUACAACAAGGCUGAAAUUGGAAAUGGAUAUCACUGAAGAGGCCAUUCGCGUCAAGUUUGUCAACCCGGUCUGCGACUGCUACCUCGACACGGACGAGUAA